Messenger RNA from Chelonia mydas (Green sea turtle), 1929 nucleotides. RefSeq names its product keratinocyte proline-rich protein-like. The transcript has a single exon. Bases 21 to 1031 code for a protein of 336 amino acids. Lineage: Eukaryota; Metazoa; Chordata; Testudines; Cheloniidae. The record is from RefSeq and is a predicted model, not a curated record.
UAUCCUGUAUUGGAACAAAGAUGUCUCUUGACCAAGACCAGCAGCAAUGCAAGCAAGGCAUCACCCUGCCGCCGGCACUCUGUAAAGGAAACCCGAAAGAGUGCCCAGAAAUUGUGCCAUGUCCAGAGCCGGUGAAAUGUCCUGAGCCAAUACCAUGUUGCCCAGAGAAGCCACCAUGCAAGGAACCCUCACUCCCAGUUCCUCUUCCAUGCCCUGAGCCAAUACCGUGUCCGCAACAGAAGCAAGAGUGCAAGUUGCCCCCAGUCCCAGUUCCUUCUCCAUGCCCUGAGCCAAUACCAUGUUGUCCAGAGAAGCCACCAUGCAAGGAACCCUCACUCCCAGUUCCUCUUCCAUGCCCUGAGCCAAUACCGUGUCCUCAACAGAAGCAAGAGUGCAAGUUGCCCCCAGUCCCAGUUCCUUCUCCAUGCCCUGAGCCAAUACCGUGUUGCCCAGAGAAGCCACCAUGCAAGGAACCACCAGUCCCAGUACCUACUCCAUGCCCUGAGCCAAUACCAUGUCCUCAACAGAAGCAAGAGUGCAAGUUGCCCCCAGUCCCAGUUCCUACUCCAUGCCCUGAGCCAAUACCAUGUUGCCCAGAGAAGCCGCAGUGCAAGGAACCACUAGUCCCAGUACCUCUUCCAUGCCCUGAGCCAAUACCGUGUUGCCCAGAGAAGCCACCAUGCAAGGAACCCUCACUCCCAGUUCCUCUUCCAUGCCCUGAGCCAAUACCAUGUCCGCAACAGAAGCAAGAGUGCAAGUUGCCCCCAGUCCCAGUUCCUUCUCCAUGCCCUGAGCCAAUACCGUGUUGCCCAGAGAAGCCACCAUGCAAGGAACCCUCACUCCCAGUUCCUCUUCCAUGCCCUGAGCCAAUACCAUGUCCGCAACAGAAGCAAGAGUGCAAGUUGCCCCCAGUCCCAGUUCCUACUCCAUGCCCUGAGCCAGUGAAAUGCCCACCUUGUGUGAAGACGUGCCCACCCAUUGAACAGCAACAAUGCAAGCAGCAAUGCCAGUUGCCACCCAAUUGGAAGUAACCUGCAAAUAACAUGGAACGUCAUGGAACAAAAAGCAGAGUGCAAACUCAUGGCACUGAUUCCUGUGGCUUCUCCUCGUUCAUCUUACCUCAUCCCCUCAUUUCUUUAAGGGUACUCUGUUCAGAUGCACAUCUUCCUACCCAUGUGUUAAUUCUAUGGUUUGAUACAGUACGAUAGUUCUGCUAAUAAGUGACAAGGUGUUUCUAGCUUUUUUUUUGAUGCGCUGCUAGAAAAAGGUACUUCCGAUAGAAAUUGUAUAAAAGAUGCUUUGAAGAUCUAAAAUCAUUCUUCUCUCCUCCUUCUUUUGAACCUCACAGAGCUGAAGCAGGUGACGCUGAGGGAGGUUGGAACCAGGACUGCCUAAGCUGAUGUUUAAACUUGACAACAGUUAGGCAGCCGGUUAGCCAAGACCACUGUCCUUCAUGAUGACUGGUACUGUCUCAUUGUUUUCUUGUGCUCCCCCAGCUGUCUGUCUGGAUCCAUGUGCUGUCCAUUGUCAUAUACUUACAUUGUAAGCUCCUUGGGGCAGAGACAGGCUUUUAGUUCUGUGUUUGUACAGUGCCUAGCACCAUGGAGUCCUGACCCCUGACUGAGGCUCCGAGGCAUUACCACAAUACAAAUAAUAAAUUAUAAUAAUGCCUGGACUAGAACAGAGGAUUUUCCAGACAUUACAAAUUCACAGUCCUAAAUUUCUCAUCUAAUGGAAAUUACACCAGAAUAGAUAAGGCACAAAGAUUCCUAUGUUGACCUCUAGUCCCAUAAGAAAUCUACUUUAUUGAAUUGCAAGUCCCCUCCAUUAAAAAAAAGUCCCACAACUUCAGAGCCAUUUGUCCACGAAUAAGUUAUAUCAACUUUUCCAAGACACCAAAACAACAACUCAACCUGCAAGCAGUGAGGG